AUGAACCUGGAGAUAGGAGAUGAGAAACUGAGGCCUGAGCUACUAAAUGGUGGGGGCAGAAUUAAAAACCAGGACCAGCUUUUAGAUGAGUCCACUGAUGAACACAUCCUGACCAAUUCAUUUUAUUCAACGUCUAGGGGGGUGGUGGUUGUUUGUGACUGGAAUUUGGAGAAAAGUGGUGUCUCAAGGAAAAAUGACAUAGAUUUAAAAGGAAUUGUAUUUGUCAUCCAGAGUCAAAGUAAUUCUUUUCACGCGAAGAGAGCAGAACAGUUAAAAAAAAGCAUCUUAAAGCAAGCAGCAAAUCUUACACAGGAACUUCCCAGAGUCCUUCUUCUUCAUCAGCUGUCUAAGCAGGAAGGUGCAUGGACCAUACUUCCAUUGUUACCACACUUUUCUGUAACAUAUAGCAGAAAUUCAUCAUGGAUUUUCUUCUGUGAAGAGGAGACAAGAAUACAAAUUCCAGAACUCUUAGAAACACUCAGAAGAUAUGACCCAUCAAAGGAAUGGUUUUUAGGAAAAGCAUUACAUGAUGAAGAAUCUACAAUAAUUCACCAUUAUGCCUUUUCUGAAAAUCCUACAAUUUUUAAAUAUCCAGACUUUGCUGCUGGCUGGGCCCUUAGUAUUCCACUUGUAAACAAGCUUACCAAGAGGUUAAAGAGUGAAUCCCUGAAAUCCGACUUUACGAUAGAUUUAAAACAUGAGAUUGCCCUCUACAUCUGGGACAAAGGCGAUGGGCCUCCCCUCACUCCAGUGCCUGAGUUCUGUACAGAUGCUGUGGACUCCUACUGUGCCACCACAUUCCAUUCUUUUCUACCACUUUGUGGAAAUCCGGUGAAGAAAGAGGAUAUAUUUUUUGCAGUAAAAACAUGCAAGAAAUUUCAUGGUGAUAGAAUCCCCAUUGUAAAGCAGACCUGGGCGGACCAGGCAAGUGUCAUUGAAUACUACAGUGAUCACGCAGAAAGUUCCAUUCCUACAGUAGAUCUGGGGAUUCCCAAUACAGAUAGAGGUCAUUGUGGAAAGACAUUUGCCAUUUUGGAAAAAUUUCUGAAUCACAGCCAUGACAAAAUAGCAUGGUUGGUCGUUGUGGAUGAUGAUACAUUAAUAAGCAUCUCCAGGCUCCAGCACUUGCUUAGCUGUUAUGACUCCAGCGAACCAGUGUUUCUGGGAGAGCGGUACGGCUACGGCCUGGGCACUGGCGGCUACAGCUACAUCACGGGAGGAGGAGGAAUGGUCUUCAGCAGAGAAGCAAUCAGGAGACUUCUCGCCAGUAAAUGUCGCUGCUACAGCCAUGAUGCCCCCGACGAUAUGGUCCUAGGAAUGUGCUUUAGUGGGUUGGGAAUCCCUGUGACACACAGCCCUCUCUUCCAUCAGGCUCGGCCUGUGGAUUAUCCCAGGGACUACCUUUCUCACCAAGUUCCCGUAUCCUUUCACAAACACUGGAACAUCGAUCCAGUAAAAGUGUAUUUCACGUGGUUGGCACCCAGGGAGGAAGACAAAGCCAGGCAGGAGACAAAGAAAGGCCUUAAGGAAGAGUUAUAAAACGUGCCGGCCUGUGAGCACAGUUUGGGUCAGAGACAGAAGUGGAGACUGGCCUAGUCCUGCUGAGCUGUGAUCAUUACUGCUUCCGUGUGCCACCCGGCAUUGGAAGCCUUCUGACUUUAGGUGGAAAUUAUGUAUGUGGUAUUUUUUGAGGGGGGAGGAAGCAGAGUCAUAGGGAAAACAGAUUUUUUUUUCUGGGAAAAAAAUCAUUUGCUUUUGCAUUAUGCAGUUACUGUAAUAUACCACGAUUACUGUGUUUUUUUCAAGCUGUGAUACAGCAGCUUUAUUAAUAAAUGGUACCAGAAGUCUCCUUCCUGUUUUCUCUCUUCAUUAUAAAGUGUCAGAUGGGCUUGAGACUGAGAAGACAUGACUGUGUUUAUAUAUAUGCUCUAGACAUAUAUAUAUAUAUAUAUAUAUAUAUAUAUUCUCCAUAUACUAUAUAUAUACACACACACACUUCAUAUAGAACAGGCAACAUCUGUUGACAUGGAUAUUACCACAGUGUGAACUUUUUAACCAUAUUAUUGAUGAUGAAAAUUAUUUUCUGGUUAUUCAGUAGGAAUAAUGCUGUAUUAAAUAUCAUUCAUAAAACAUCAUAAAAGUCGAGAUAUGAAGUCCCCUGUAGUCUAUAAUCAGGGUUGUUAUGUUUUAUCUAUUUUUCUCUUUGUGUCUCAUAAACAGAGAGUAAGAAGUCUUCUGCUAGAGUUUUCUACUUCUUCAGAGGUUCAUCUGUGUUCUAUUUCUCCCCGAAGCCCUAUCUU
This is a messenger RNA of Neomonachus schauinslandi (Hawaiian monk seal), 2300 nucleotides long. It is a transcript of the gene B3GLCT, whose product is annotated as beta 3-glucosyltransferase. Gene Ontology annotation, cellular component: membrane. Lineage: Eukaryota; Metazoa; Chordata; Mammalia; Carnivora; Phocidae. The record is from RefSeq and is a predicted model, not a curated record. The transcript is spliced from 15 exons. Gene Ontology annotation, molecular function: acetylglucosaminyltransferase activity. The coding region runs from base 1 to 1539 and encodes 512 amino acids.